Acanthosepion pharaonis is the source of this 1287-nucleotide messenger RNA. The record is from the annotation of a GenBank genome assembly. NCBI's taxonomy places the organism in Eukaryota, Metazoa, Mollusca, Cephalopoda, Sepiida, Sepiidae.
AUGAAUGGAGAAGGUUGGCUUCAUUUUUUGAAACAGGUUAGAGAUGUUUGUGUCAUUAUCUCAGGCGGAACUGUCUGUUUCAGUUGCAUAUCCCUAUAUCAAGGCAAUGAAAAAUUCUACAAGCAGUUUGUUAUGCCUGCAGUUCAAAUCCUUAAUCCAGAGACUGCACACAAAAUCGGUGUUGCACUGGCCAAAUACCACUUUUUUCAGAAACCAAAAACACCAGAUCCUCCAAUUUUAAAAACCAACGUUUGGGGACAUGAAUUUCGCAACCCAGUGGGCUUGGCAGCAGGUUUUGACAAACAUGGAGAAGCUGUAGAUGGCAUCUUGAAGAUGGGAUUUGGAUUUCUUGAAGUGGGUAGUAUUACACCAGAACCUCAACCAGGCAAAGAAAAACCCAGAGUGUUUCGACUUACAGAAGAUAAAGCUAUUAUCAAUAGAUAUGGUUUCAACAGUGAUGGUCAUAAAGUGGUUUAUAAACGUUUAGCUGAUCGGGAAGAAAGGCAGAAAAUUAAAGUCGGAUCUUUAAUGAGUGAAUCAAGAAAUAUGUUGAAUAUCAAUUUCUGGACUGAAAGCUUUUCCACUUAUAUUACACCGUCCCCAGAGCCUGGUAUUCUGGGAAUUAAUUUAGGCAAAAACAAAGACUCUCUAGAUGCAGCUAAUGAUUAUGUUCAAGGUGUACGAUUAUUUGGGGAAUUAGCAGACUUCCUUGUGAUCAAUAUCUCCAGCCCAAAUACUUCUGGUCUAAGGGAUUUACAAGCUAAAGAAAACUUAGAAAACCUUAUUAAUAAAGUAGUUACAGAACGAAAUCAAUUAAAAUGUGGAAAAAAACCACCAUUGUUAGUAAAGAUUUCCCCAGAUCUCACAGAUAAAGACAAAGAAGACAUUGCUGAAGUUGUAAUUAAGGAAAAAAAUUCUGUAGAUGGCUUAAUAAUCAGCAACACAACAGUGUCGCGCUCAGAAAGUCUCAUCAGUUCCCACCAAAAAGAAACUGGAGGUUUAAGUGGAGCUCCACUCAAACAUAUGUCUACUCUUGUGUUGCGGGAUAUGUACAGUCUCACUCAAGGCAAGCUUCCAAUCAUUGGAGUUGGUGGUAUCAGCUCUGGUAAAGAUGCAUAUGAUAAAAUCAAAGCCGGUGCUAGUUUAGUAGAACUCUAUACAGCACUGGCUUACCAAGGGCCUGUGGUAGUAAACAAGAUCAAAAGAGAAUUGGCUGAACUUUUAGAGGCUGAUGGCUACACAUCUGUUGCUGAUGCUGUUGGAGCAGACCACAAGAAAAAACCUUGA